AGGAGCAUCGAAUCAAUCGCCCUCGGCAGACUUCUUCAGUGAGAGCGGCGCUUUGGGUCAGGCAGGAGCCGGGCAGACACACCAGUGGCACACCACCAUCGCUCACGAGCAUCUCGUACGCCCGGCGGUGGGCAGAUGACAGCACAAUAAGCGCUUCUUCACGACUAGCUUCACGAGGUGUUUGCCUGCUUGUGUGGAUUGCUUGUGUAUGCAGGUCUCAUGCAGCCUGUGAGCGUUGAGUGCGGUGUUUGCGGCGGUGUAGCGGCUUGUGAGUGACGAUUGGUCUGUUGAGUGUGCAGAGCCGACAAACCAGUUUGACAAAGCCACUUCCAACUGCCGUCUAUCUGCCGCUCAUCGCCACCACAGGCAGCUGGCAACCGACAGUCCUCCCUGCGUUUAGUCCUCCCCCUUUAGUCCUCCCUGCCUCUCCGCAGAUCACGACGACGGCCGCAGCCAAGCGGCUGACCUUGCCGACAUCUCUGACCUGACAGCUCCAGCAUGAUAACGAGAUGGAUAGAGAUCACUGGGGGGGAUGGCUUCUCUGCGCAUUUGUGUUGUGAUGUCGUGGCUCUCGACGACAUCAAUGCGGAUCUCAUCGACCUGAGGAAGGCCGUCUUCAACCAGAAGAAGGCAAUCGUCAGGAGUCACGUUCGGAAUCCCCUCGCUGGCGGUACGCGACACGUGUGGGGUGAGUGGACAUCAUGUGUCUGUCGAACGACUGUGUUUGUGUUCCGUCAGAGCUGUGGCUCUAUUUCCGAGGCAAAAGCGGAAGCUUUUGCAGACUCGACCAGCGUGUGGUGGACGAGUUUCCCAUAGAGGGAAAGGCCAACCGGGACAAACGGCAUGGACAGGACGAGGCACACGCCAUACCCAUGUGCGCCAUCACCAACAAACGGGAGUGGAAGGUAAGUACUUAAUGUGAUUCGGGUGAAUGCUCUCUCUGUGCGGGUGUGUGUUUCUGUGCGUGUGUGUGUGUGUGUGUGAUCCCAUCGAUCAGGCGUGGGAGAGGGAGGUGGCCGUGGGCAUGACGUGGGGUAGGCUGGUCUCACUGGGAGACCGGUUGGCGUCCCCGUUCGACCUGCUGCCCCGCGUCCCGUCGAUCGGCCACACACACACCCGGCGCGGCAGCGGCAGAGUGCCUCUCCUCCACGAGCCAGCAACCGUCGUCACAGACGAGGGGGAGGAGACCAGCACAUAGCCAUGAACCGAGGCCUUCCACAAUCCGAGCCGCAGAGAGGAGAGUCGGAACUGGACAUGGUCGUGUGCCAACAAGUCUGGGGACUGGGGGCUUAAGUAAGGUGUCCAUCUUUUUUCUUAGUAGCUACGAAGGUGAUUGUGUGCCCCCUUAGGUGCCUGCCGUUGUUGAGUGUCGUGUGAGCGUCGUGUUGUGUGUUUAUUGGUCACGACGUCUUCGUGUGUAGAGCUGUGCUUGGCUUGGCUUGUAUGCAUGUAUACGAUUUGUGUCAACCACUGGGACGGACACUGACUGGCUGAACCUACCUGCACUGUAUGGCUGUCUGUCUGUACACAAGCUCACACUGACCACACCGACGCACAGUCACCUCACACACACACACACACACCAUGUUCAAAGCAGCCCACGUGUUUGAGUGAGUCGGGACUGCAGAGAUCGAUGUGUGAUGGGUGAGACAUGCCAAGGUGCGAUUGAUUCAGUCAUACAGUCCGCCAUAC
Messenger RNA from Vitrella brassicaformis, 1692 nucleotides. The record is from the annotation of a GenBank genome assembly. NCBI's taxonomy places the organism in Eukaryota, Vitrellaceae.